This is a messenger RNA of Eucalyptus grandis, 2924 nucleotides long. RefSeq names its product probable folate-biopterin transporter 8, chloroplastic. The record is from RefSeq and is a predicted model, not a curated record. The transcript has 2 exons. The coding region runs from base 358 to 2010 and encodes 550 amino acids. Gene Ontology annotation, cellular component: membrane. Lineage: Eukaryota; Viridiplantae; Streptophyta; Magnoliopsida; Myrtales; Myrtaceae.
CGCGGCCCCCCCCUUUGCCCCCUUUCUCUCGCUCUCCAUAUAAUGCUCUAGGCGCUGCAGGAGAGUCCGGGCGUCCCGCUAGACUCUUCUGGAUCUAACGUGAAACAGGGGAGAUUCCUUCCUCCGCUCUUCUCUGGUUCUUUCUCCAGACUUGUUCUUUCGUCUUCCCUUUUGUUGUCUUUAUGGUCAAUGCGUUAUAUAUCAUUCAAUUCUCGGGUCGAGGGCAUUCGCCCAGUUUUGCCACCCGGAAAUAAGGUUCUGCGGUUGGACUUUGACCCCUCGAUAUUGGGUUCUUCUUCUUAGUCUUCCUCUCGAUCUGAAGGGGGGGAAAAACAACCCAGGAAUAAAGAAAAAGACAUGAUUUGUUCGUCAGUUUUGGCGGAGAAACCGUCCAUGGCGGUCGCCACUUGCAAGAUGCUAAAACCUCCGCCAAAGCCAUCGCCUUUUUGUUCCAGACCUAUCCUCUGUACUCAGAACAAGAACCCCAACACCGUGAACGAGCCGUCAAAGCCAAGACUGACCAUCGCCACCCCUAUCCUGGUGAUCCCAAGUCAAGUCUCCGUGAGGAGAUCAAAGAAAAAGAGGGGAGGGGAGGCAAGGAGGGAUUCUUCUCAAGUGGGUGGUCAGCAUAUGCUUGGCCUGUGUGGUUUUGGGUAUUGGGUCCAGGGCUUCAGGUGCUUCCCUUGGUUGGCCUUGAAUUUCCACAUGGCUUACAAUCUCAAGCUGCCUCCCUCAACCUUGCAGCUUGUGCAGAAUUCUGGGAAUCUGCCGAUGGUGGUCAAGCCUCUGUAUGGGAUCUUGUCUGAUGCUAUUUACGUUGGUGGUUCUCACAGGCUGCCAUAUAUUUCAGCGGGAGUGCUUCUACAGAUUCUGUCUUGGGGACCACUGGCAUUGAUCCCUCUUGCUCGUGAAGCUCUUCCAAACCUCAUGGCAUGUGUUCUUCUCAGCAAUAUAGGUGCAUCUAUUAGUGAAGUUGCUAUGGAUGCUCUUGUUGCAGAGUAUGGCCAGAAACACAACUUACGUGGUCUCCAGUCUUAUGCAUUCAUGGCUUCAGCAGCUGGUGGAAUCCUUGGAAACUUGUUAGGUGGAUAUAUUCUUCUUAGAACACCACCAAAGACCAUGUUCUUCAUAUUUUCAUCCCUUCUUUCCCUUCAGUUUGCCAUGUCAUUGAUGACAAAAGAAGCAUCUCUUGGAGUAUCUCAGCCAUCAGUUAACACUCUAAAAAAGAAGUCGAUCUUGCUUAGCAUUAGAAAUCAAUUCUCAGACUUGUUAAGGGCAGUUCGUGAAGAGAGUAUUUCCGGCCCUCUUACUUGGAUCGUGCUUUCUAUCGCGACGGUGCCAAUUCUGUCUGGUUCGAUUUUCUGCUUUCAAACUCAAUGUCUGCAUCUUGAUCCUACAGUUAUCGGGAUGUCACGUGUGAUAGGCCAGUUGCUCCUGCUUUUCACGUCAAUACUUUUUGACCGGUUCUGGAAAAAUGUUUCAAUGAGGAGAUUAAUUGGAGUGGUGCAGGUUCUUUAUGCAGGCUCACUUCUUCUAGACCUAGUUCUGGUGAGGCAGAUCAAUCUGAAGUUGGGAAUUCCCAAUGAUGUGUUCUCCCUAUGUUUUUCUGGUCUAGCGGAGACAAUUGCACAGUUUAAGCUCCUUCCGUUCUCAGUGCUGUUUGCGAAUUUAUGUCCACGGGGUUGUGAAGGAUCCUUGACAUCUUUCUUAGCAUCGGCCUUGUGUUUGUCGUCAAUAGUUAGCGGGUUUCUGGGUGUUGGAUUAGCAUCACUUAUCAGGAUCACCUCUGGUGAUUACUCAAGCAUGCCUGUGGGGAUUCUGAUACAGUUUUUGGUGGCUUUGCUGCCCCUGGCGUGGAUUCAUCUUUUGCCCACGUCACUAGAUACUGUUGAGAAGGACAGAAAAAGAGGCUUGAGUAAAAGAAGACGAAGAAACAGAAGAGUCGGACGAGUGGUGUUUGGCUCAGUAAUAUCUUACCGGCGUGAGAGAGAUUCUGAGACAUUGAGAUAGAAAUCACCAAGAGAUGUCUUUGCACUUUUGGAAUCAGUAAUUGAAGUACGCGUGUGGUUACUGAUACUUGGCAUCUGUCAUUUUCCAGUGAAGGAACUCAGAUUGGAUGACCAUUUUAGACUCUGAAAACAAUUGCUUCUCCACCCAAAAACUUCAAUAACUUUCUUUCUCCUUCAUCACUUCAAAGCCGUUAUCAGGAAAAAGGGAGGUUCCUGGAUGUUUGAACAAGUACAUUAUUUCUUUGUGAUCCUUAAUUUCGGGAAGGAAUUUGGUUCCUCCAUAUGGAAGGCUUGAGGAGUUUUUCAGGCCAGUGAACCAUUGAGAAGAUCUUCAGCACCUGAACCUGCUGCAAGAGCUUUCUGAGGAAAUAGGUGGUGCUGGACUCGACAGAUAAGUCCUAACAUCAGUGUAAAGUGAGAUCCUGAGGUUUCCUCCUCCCAUUAGAAGCUCGAACUUUUGUCGAUGUAAAUAGUUUUCUGACUUAUAGGAGGUUAUGGAUGGUGAUUUUGGAGUUGAAAAGGAAUUGCUUUUGUAGCUGCCAUCCAUAUCUGGCGUUAGCUUCUUCAACCAAACGCCUUUAGGCAGGCCACACUCGAAGAAAAUGAUCUCUGAAGUCAUCGUGCUACUGACAGAGACAAGUCUUUAAGAUGUCACAGUUCUGCCAAAAAGCUUUAGUUUUUACUUCGUUGCCUGACAAUCUUUACUUGUUCUUUCUCAUAGUUUUGUAUGAGUCUUUUCUUUCUUUCGGUUAGAUUAACGAAUGGAAUUGGAUAGGGGAAUAUGGCUCUGUGCUGCGCUGAAUCUUAGCAAUAUUAGCUACAAACUGCGGUUGUGUUUUCACGGUUUCCUUUUCAAUGGUCUUUUCCAAUAUGACGAGGGGAUCUUGAAUCAUUCCCAAGCAAGUUAUUUGUUGA